Messenger RNA from Myotis lucifugus (little brown bat), 2977 nucleotides. RefSeq names its product Rho guanine nucleotide exchange factor 33 (gene ARHGEF33). The record is from RefSeq and is a predicted model, not a curated record. Gene Ontology annotation, molecular function: guanyl-nucleotide exchange factor activity. NCBI's taxonomy places the organism in Eukaryota, Metazoa, Chordata, Mammalia, Chiroptera, Vespertilionidae.
AUGGACGACCGCUGCUCCAAAGGUUUCCUUAAAACAGUGGUCGCCAGCCUUUCGGACCUUGCGGACCACCGGCUGGCAACCGCUGUUUGGUUGAGAAACAUCCCCAUUCCAGUACAACAUGGUUUUCUACUACAGGAGUUUUAUCAGGCUUCGAAGUACAAGUCUUCCCUGAACCUGACUCCAGUGGGAGCCCGCCUUCAGCGGCAGGAUGGAGGGAUCAUAACCUCUCUAGAGCAGCUUCAUGAAAAAAUCAACGAGAUGAGCAACGUGUUCAACUCGCUGGAGAACAAGUUGCAGGCCCUGGCCUCUGAACUCAAAACUGGUUUCACAGAAGCAAUGCAAGAACUGUCAAGAAUUCAACAUGGAGAAUAUGCUUUGGAAGAAAAGGUUAAGACCUGCAAAUGUUCCAUGGAAGAAAAAGUUACUGAGAUGAAGAAUUCAUUAAACUAUUUCAAAGAAGAGCUGAGCAAUGCCAUGUCAAUGAUCCAGGCAAUCACUUCCAAACAAGAAGAGAUGCAACAGAAAAUUGAACAGCUUCAACAGGAGAAGCGAAGAGAAUCUCGAAAAGUGAAAGCCAAGAAAACUCAAAAAGAAGAGCAUGGCUCACAGGCUGGGCCUGCUCAAGCACAAGGAAGUCCUUUCCGUUCAAUCAAUAUCCCUGAGCCUGUUCUUCCAAGUGAAGACUUCACAAACCUCUUGCCUUCUCAGGCCUAUGAAAAAGCCCAAGAGUCCAGAUCCAUGCAUAUAGGAGAUAGUAAUGUGAAGGGAAUGAUGGGUCCUGGAAUGAACCCAACGACUCCAGAAGCAGAAGAAAACCUCAAGCCUUGCCUCACAGCCGAUAUCCAGUCUAAGGGCCAUGUGCCCGGUGUGUGGAGGCAGCCGAAGGAUGGGAAAGAAUGGGGCGAGGAAUAUGUCACAAAAGACCACCCAGAUAAACUCAAGGAAGUUGGCCAGGGCAGACAUAGUUCCUUGGAAAAUGUUUUAUGUGAAACUUCUUUAGCUGCUAAAAGACAGACUGUGGCUCUGGAACUGCUUGAAUCAGAAAGAAAAUACGUCAUUAACAUCUCUCUGAUCCUGAAGAUCAAGGCAACAUUCCAGGGGUCAGAUGGAAAGAGGAAUCCCAAAGAGAGAAGCCUCUUCCCUGGCUCUUUACGGUACCUUGUCCAGCAGCACCUAGAUUUGCUUCAUGCUCUGCAGGAAAGGGUCCUGAAAUGGCCACGCCAAGGAGUCCUUGGAGAUUUAUUCCUGAAAUUAACAAAUGAUGAGAAUAAUUUCUUGGAUUAUUAUGUUGCCUACCUGAGGGACCUGCCUGAAUGCAUCUCUUUGGUUCAUGUUGUUGUUCUGAAGGAGGGUGAUGAAGAGAUUAAAUCUGACAUCUAUACACUGUUUUUUCAUAUAGUCCAGCGCAUCCCUGAAUAUCUGAUACAUCUGCAGAACGUCCUGAAGUUCACAGAGCAGGAACACCCUGACUAUUACCUACUUCUGGUGUGUGUUCAGCGCCUUCGAGUAUUUAUCUCACACUACACCCUGCUGUUUCAAUGCAAUGAGGAUUUGCUUAUUCAGAAACGGAAAAAGCUCAAGAAGUCAUCCAUGGCGAAGCUGUACAAAGGGCUGGCUUCCCAGUGUGCCAACGCUGGGCAAGACGCUUCCCCCACUGCAGGCUCUGAGUCUGCCCGCGACAGUGGGAUCCACUCAGAAGAGAUGCUGCAACCCUACUCUCCUGCUCCAGGUUCUGGCUCUGCUAUCACGCACCUGAUGCCCCCCAUGAAGAAAGGCCAACAGCAGCAAAGCCUGAUGGACAGCAUGCAGCCCGGGAAGCCCGGCGAAGGGAAGAUGGAGGGCAGGAAGCACGAGAGGCCCGACAGCCUCCUGGCGCCGGCGCAGUUCUGCCCCGCCGAGCAGGACGGGAAGGCGCUCUCGGGGCCCCUUGCAGGCCCAUCCCGGGAGAUGGACUUCGAGCCUUCGCCCGCCGAGCCCUCGCUGGGCAAACGUGGAGCGCUUCCCUGCCCCGCCCCGGCCGAGCUGCUGCCCGACGCCCGCGGUUUCGCGCCCUCGGCCUAACGAGGAGUCCGAAUACGGCGCGAGCUCUUCGCGCUUGCCCGCGGCCCUACGACGAAGGAGCCCUACCAGGCGCCGGCCCUCUUCGAGAACUGCUCGCCCGCUUCCUCCGAGUCCAGCCUGGACAUCAUGCUUUCUGCGACCGUCAGCUUCGUCAUGGAGGCCGGAGCGGCCGAAGCACGUGCUGCAAGCCCUUGCCCAAGAGCCACGCGCAGCAGCAGCGGCGGCCGCGCGCCGCUCAAGGCCGAGCGUAGCGCGCAGGCGCACGGCUCGCACGGCUCGCACGGCUCGGCCGCCGCCGCGGCCGCCCGCGGCGCGCCCAGGACCUACUUCCCCCAGCAGAGGUCCCAAAGCGAAAAGCAGACCUAUUUGGAAGUAAGGAGGGAGAUGCACUUAGAAGACACCACCAGAUUCUGUCCAAAGGAAGAAAGAGAAAGUGAACAAACGUCUUUCAGCGAUCAAAACCCCAGGCAAGACCAGAAAGGGGGCUUUCGCAGCUCCUUCCGCAAGCUCUUUAAAAAGAAGUCCAGUGGAUCAGAAUACAGGGAAAAAACUAAUGAGAAUCCCUCAAUGGAUCCUUCACCCACCAAACAAGAUUUCUUCAGAAACCGACUUGCUCUUGCAAAUGACCUUGACCAAGGAACAGCUGUGUAAAACAUACUUAAAGUUGUAUUGUCAAGUGGUAAGAUGAGGAUCAAAAGCUUGUAUAUAUAUUUGUGUAGGAAAAUAUAUAUAUUGGUGUAUAAAUCCCUGAGGAAAACUAAUAUAAAUACUUACAUAUGAAACUAAAUCAACAUAAAAACAAGACAUUGAAGAGAUGAAGAUUAGUCUAUGGUUGAGAACUGGCUUUUUGAACCUCAACACUUGGGAAAAGGGAAACGAAGACUUUUCACAGUAUUACAAAAAAACACAAUAAAUG